AUCACUCAUUCAUCAAUCACUUUCACACCCCUCCCCCCUCCUCCUCAUCAUGACUUCCGCUCUUGACUUGAAAGCAUUGCAAAUUUUCGUUGCUGGUCCUGUUACCCAAGACAUGAUCCACAAGCUAGUGGUUGCUACCCUCCAGGUCAUUCCAUGCAAAGACACUAAGAACCAAACAUACACCUCCACUGACAUGAAAGUCAAACCAUUGCCUUCCUUGAUGACUUUCUUGACCAAGUUGGUUCGCUACACUAAUGUAUAUACUGGUACCCUCAUGGCCACUUUAGUAUACUUGAACAGAUUAAAGGCCAAAUUACCAAAGAACGCCCUGGGGUUACCAUGCACCAGACACAGAAUCUUACUCAGUUGUUUGAUCUUGUCUUCUAAAUUCCACAAUGAUUCAUCUCCAAAGAACAUGCAUUGGGCUAAAUACACUGACGGUUUAUUCACUACCCAAGACAUCAACUUGAUGGAACGCCAAUUGACAUUUUUAUUAAACUGGGACUUGAAAGUCUCCAACGACGAAAUGAUUGAAAGCUUGGACAGUCUCUUGGAACCAAUCAGAUACGACUUGGUCAGAAGCUCCAAGGUCAAGAAGUUCUUGCAAAGACAACACCACCAUCACAAGCAAGCUCCAACUCCAGUUGCUGCAGGUCCAGCCCAACCAGAGUACAACUAUCCAUCUCCAGCAAGCACUGUUGCUACUACUACUACUUCUUCUUCUUCUCCAAUCUCAGUCACUCCAACCCAUUCGAGAUCUUCAUCUACAGUUUCCUCCCUCUUCCACACCAGAUCGAGUUCCACCAGUUCAAUUUCUUCGGUAUCUACCAAUGCAACUACGAUAUCUACACAUGAAUCAUCUUCUGAAGUGGAUCCAAUAAUUGAAUUUGCUGCAUUGAAAGAAGAAAUGGAAUUGAAGAACUUGUUGAAACAGUUGAAUUCCGGUUCUUAUGCUGCUCAACAAAUGGCUUAUGUGUACAAUUAGGUUAUGAAACAUUAGGGUUUUAUUUUUGGGUUUAUUACAUUUUUCUUUAUUUUGGGUUUUUUACUUGGUUUAUUAGGCGUUUGGUAUUAUUUAGAUUUGUUUAGCAUUAAUGGACAUUCGUGC
This is a messenger RNA of Spathaspora passalidarum NRRL Y-27907, 1108 nucleotides long. RefSeq names its product Pcl1p (gene PCL1). Gene Ontology annotation, biological process: regulation of cyclin-dependent protein serine/threonine kinase activity. NCBI's taxonomy places the organism in Eukaryota, Fungi, Ascomycota, Pichiomycetes, Serinales, Debaryomycetaceae. Gene Ontology annotation, molecular function: cyclin-dependent protein serine/threonine kinase regulator activity; protein kinase binding. The record is from RefSeq and is a predicted model, not a curated record. Bases 50 to 985 code for a protein of 311 amino acids. The transcript has a single exon. Gene Ontology annotation, cellular component: cyclin-dependent protein kinase holoenzyme complex; nucleus.